CAUCCCCUGACUCAGACCUCUGUCUCUGCUUCGCGGCUGAUGGAAGAAUCGAUUCCGUGUCAAAUUGAAGUGUUGUAUUUUGCAAAAAGUGCUGAAAUAGCCGGCGUUCGCUCGGAGACCAUUUCUGUGCCACAGGAAAUCAAAGCAUCACAGCUGUGGAAGGAGCUCGAGAGUCUCCAUCCUGGGUUGGCUGAUGUUAGAAACCAGGUGAUAUUUGCUGUUCGUCAAGAGUAUGUCGAGCUUGGAGAUCAGCAACUCCUGCUUCAGCCCGGAGACGAGGUUGCCAUCAUCCCGCCAAUCAGUGGAGGAUAGUGCAUCUGAGCCGUCCGGGAAAGAUGUGGACGAUGUUCAGGAGGAACCUAAAGACAUAAUACAGUUCACUGCCGAGAAGCUCUCUGUGGGUGAAGUGUCACAGUUGGUGGUGUCCCCUCUGUGUGGUGCAGUGUCUCUCUUUGUAGGGACUACAAGAAAUAACUUUGAAGGCAAGAAAGUCAUUAGCUUAGAAUAUGAAGCAUAUGUACCGAUGGCAGAAAAUGAAAUCAGAAAAAUCUGUAAUGACAUUAGACAGAAAUGGCCCGUGAGACACAUAGCGGUAUUCCAUCGGCUUGGUUUGGUUCCAGUGUCAGAAGCAAGCACAGUUAUUGCUGUGUCUUCAGCUCACAGAGCCGCGUCCCUGGAAGCCGUGAGCUACGCCAUUGAUUCUUUAAAAGCCAAGGUGCCCAUAUGGAAAAAGAGGAGAGGACGACAGGGAGGACCGCAGAGGAGGCUCUGCCCUGAAGUGAGAGCAGGAAGAAAUAUAUGAAGAAUCAACCUCAUCUUGGAAAAGAAACAAAGAGUGCUUCUGGGCAGCUGGUGACUAGUCAAGUGUGGUGCGCUAAGUCUAAAAUUUGAUAAUCUCAUAGCUAACACAAACGGAGAAGUAGCCAAGUGCAUGAGUGUGUGGGAUGAGGGGCUGCCUAGGACCUAAAGAUGGGGAGAAAGGGCUUGACCUAAACCUGUGAUAAGGUGUCUGCAAUAGACCCAGCCUUCUGUGACUAACUCCUAACUAGCCAGCUCGCAGUGUGCUGCAGCCUGCCUUUUACCUUCAGCUGUCUCAGGAAGACCUCGCUGUCCCAGAGUGUACUGACAGCUUCACUAUCAGGCAUGUAUUACAAAAAACCUGGCAGAAUCAGAAACUCAUUUACAUAACGAAAAAGUGAAUCUAAAUAAAUCAUGAUUUAAACAGUCUAAAAA
Mus caroli (Ryukyu mouse) is the source of this 1233-nucleotide messenger RNA. The record is from RefSeq and is a predicted model, not a curated record. Lineage: Eukaryota; Metazoa; Chordata; Mammalia; Rodentia; Muridae.